UAACUCCUCCUCAUCUUCGGCACAGUAGCUGUGUCUACGUGCGGGUUUCAGAGACGAAUCACAUACCAACAGGUGAAAGUAUGGACACCCAGAGACAGGUUGUGGACAGGCUACGGUCAUCGUUUCGGUCAGGAGUCACAGUGCCGGAGCAGUUUCGUAAAGCACAGCUGACCAAGCUCAUGUCCAUGCUCAAAGAGAACGAGGAGAGGUUCUUGGAGGCCCUGCACAAAGAUCUGGCAAAGCCAAGAUUUGAGGCCGUCCUUUCCGAGGUAGACAUAGUGAUCAACGACCUUCACGUCACCAUCGCUAACCUUUCAAGCUGGAUGCAGCCGGAGUAUGUCAGCAAAAGCCUGGCCACAAAGCUGGAUGACUGUUCUGUGCGGAGGCAACCAUUAGGAGUUGUAUUGAUCAUCGGGGCGUGGAACUACCCCCUGCAGCUCCUUUUCUUGCCCAUGGUUGGAGCCAUUGCUGCAGGAAACUGUGUGAUCCUCAAGCCGUCAGAGGUCAGCGCGGCCACAGACAGGCUGGUAGCAGAGCUCGUCCCCAAAUACCUGUCUCAGGACUGUUUUGCAGUUGUUAGUGGUGGAGCAGAGGAGACAAAGGCCCUUCUGCAGAAUCGAUUUGAUCACAUCCUCUACACAGGUUCUCAGAAUGUGGCCCGCUCCAUCCUGCAGGCCGCCGCCGUCCACUUGACUCCAGUGACUUUGGAGCUGGGCGGCAAGUGUCCCUGCUUCAUACACGGUCAGGUAAACAUUCAAUAUGCCGCUCGCCGCUUGGUGUGGGCCAAGUUUUUCAACGCCGGCCAGAGCUGCGUGGCCCCAGACUACGUGCUGUGCUCGAUGGCCACUCGGGAUGCCAUAUUGCCUGCAAUGCGCCAGGCCCUGGAAGAAUUCUACGGCAAGGAGCCCCAGAAGUGUCCCGACUUUUCCCGCAUUGUGACACCCCGACACUGGAGUCGUCUGAUGGACCUGCUUGGGAAGACCAGCGGCAAAGUUGUAGUGGGAGGAGAGAGCGACCAGGAGGACAAGUACAUAGCUCCCACAGUCGUGGUGGACGUUCCUGAAGACGAUGUCCUCAUGGCAGAGGAGAUCUUCGGCCCCAUUCUGCCCAUCCUCACUGUCGAGUCCCUGGAGAAGGGCAUCGACUUCAUCAACAGCAAAGAGAAGCCUCUGGCCCUUUACACGUUCUCAAACGACUCAUCUGCAGUGAAGGAGGUUAUGGAGAGGACGAGCAGCGGAGGAUUCUGCUCUAACGACGGCAUCGUCCACAUGACCCUGCCUUCCAUGCCCUUUGGAGGAGUAGGGGCCAGCGGUUUUGGUAACUACCACGGCCGCUGGGGCUUUGAGACGUUCAGCCAUCACCGAGCCUGCAUGCUGCGCGGCUGGGCCUUGGAGAGACUCAACAGUCUGCGCUACCCGCCUUACACCGAAACAAAUCUGGGCUGGCUGCGUUGGACCGCCUCGCCGAACACCACCUGCUCGCUCAUGUGAUACCAGGCGGGGCGAGUGUGUGAGUACGCGUGAAUGAGAAACUAGUGGAACUUUUUAUACUGUAUGUAACGGUGUGAGUGGAACACGAUGAACCAGCCUGCUGGGACGAUUGUGUUUGCUUGCUUAGAUGUUAAUGUGCCUUUUCUGUGUAUCUCUGAACACGUUACAUCCCAUAAAGCAGACUUUAAUAAUCAUGCCAAGACUAAUUUUAGUUUCACAUCUACAGUGUUUUUAGCAGAUACCCAAUGCUGUGUUAUCGUCUACCUGUGGUCCCACCUUUACCCCACUGGGUCCUUAGUUUUAUCUUAAAUACCUGGUGUGCCUAUCUUUAUGCUUUUGCACUAAAAUAUUUACGCAGUAAGAGUUUUGGCACAGUGUUACUGUUUCUAACGACCUCAUUUGAACAACUUUUAUAUCAUCUGGUCAGUUGGUUUAUAUAUUUUUUUCUUGGUGUCUGUCUUUUAUUGCUGUUCAUGAAUGAAUAAAUAUAUUAAGUAAUGUAAAUAAAAUUGAAAUUACACUGCUAUCGCCAAACA
Molecule: messenger RNA, 2026 nt
Organism: Stegastes partitus (bicolor damselfish)
Lineage: Eukaryota; Metazoa; Chordata; Actinopteri; Pomacentridae
Gene: aldh3b1
Product: aldehyde dehydrogenase 3 family, member B1
Exons: 10
Coding region: 81-1490 (469 amino acids)
Biological process (GO): aldehyde metabolic process
Cellular component (GO): cytoplasm
Molecular function (GO): 3-chloroallyl aldehyde dehydrogenase activity; aldehyde dehydrogenase (NAD+) activity
Source: RefSeq, a predicted model, not a curated record